GAGUCCCUCGUCGUCGCGGCGCUCAUCGCCGAGGAGUACCCCUCCGCAGGCCUCGUCCUCACCGAUCCGAUCGCGCGCGCGCGCAUGCGGGUCUUCGUCAACGAGUGGGAGUCCUCAGGGGAGACCGCGUUCCACGCCGCGUCGAUGGGCACCGGGCCCAUCGACGUUAUCCUCGACGUGUACGCGCGCCUGCAGGCGCCCUUGGGGACAAGCAAGUUCGCGGCCGGGGACGGGCUUACGCUCGCGAACGUCGCCAUCGCGCCGUUCCUGUUCCGGAACGACCACCUCACGCGGCACGAGACCAGUACCCGUUGGGCGAGGUUCGUCGACCGCCUGGUGGUGCCCGGGUUUGCGCGAUUCCGCGAGUGUGCGGAGGCGGUCAAGGCGCACCCGAGUGUCAAGAAGACGCAUGAUGAG
Molecule: messenger RNA, 417 nt
Organism: Epithele typhae
Lineage: Eukaryota; Fungi; Basidiomycota; Agaricomycetes; Polyporales; Epitheliaceae
Exons: 1
Source: RefSeq, a predicted model, not a curated record